AUGGCGCCAACCAGUAGCACUGAGGAGGUGAAGCACCUGACGCUUCAUGACUUGCUGAAGCAGCGGCACCGGCUCAAGCCCGCCGUGGUGUGGAGAUGGCCGACGGUGGUGCAGAGCGCCGGGCGGCCGGUGCCGGACGAGCAGCUGGCGGUGGACGACGACGACGACGGGCUGGGCGGGACGUGGCCGCCGCGGUCCUACAGGUGCGCGUUCUGCCGCCGCGAGUUCCGGUCCGCGCAGGCGCUGGGCGGGCAUAUGAACGUGCACCGCCGCGACCGCGCCAAGAUGCGCGGCCACGGCCUGCACAGCGCCGGGCAGCAGCAGCAGCUGGCCGCCGCAGCAUCGCCGGCGGCGGAGGCGCCCGCGGCCGCCACGACGACCGAGUACGCCGUGCUGUACCCCAUACUGAACUCCAGCGCGGGCGGCGCGGCGGUGCUCAUACCCAGCGGGGACCUGCUGCUCUCCGCGCCCGUUGCGCUGGCGGCUGCCCGCCGUGACCAUGAUCACCGGUGCAAUGUAGGCGACGACGGCGAGAACGACAAGAAAAUUGACCUGGAGCUGCGGCUCGGGUGGCCGUGA
Molecule: messenger RNA, 579 nt
Organism: Oryza brachyantha (malo sina)
Lineage: Eukaryota; Viridiplantae; Streptophyta; Magnoliopsida; Poales; Poaceae
Product: zinc finger protein 11-like
Exons: 1
Coding region: 1-579 (192 amino acids)
Source: RefSeq, a predicted model, not a curated record